AAAGGAAGGAGAACAGAAUGUGUAUUUAAACGUAUCGCCUCUGGUGUAGCUUCAAUAACAACGAGGGGAGAGUGUUUCCAGUGCUGCAGCUCUGCAGGCUUCAGUAUUAUUAGAAUCAGUUUGUGCUUUGGUCAGCUUGGAGACAAGAAGCAGCCAGUUGGAAGUCGGUGGAAACUUUAAAAUUGAGCUGCUAGGAGUCUAGAGCAGUGUUGGGAAUUUUAUUUGAACAGAGCAUUGAGUGAAACUGAGGAGCAAAGAUGAACCAAACGGCAUCCGUCUCUCAUCAGAUUGACUGUCAGCCACACAAGGAUACCAAGGAGUUUGUGGACGUCAGCCCCCCGCAGAGGAAUUGGAAGGGCAUUGCCAUCUCUCUGUUGGUGAUUGCAGUGGUCUGCUCACUAAUCACCAUGUCUGUGUUCGUCCUCACUCCCCCGGAAGUCCCCGGCAGCAGCAAGUCCAGUCUGAGUGUGGCAGAUCUGUACAAAACUGAGUUCAGCGUUCACGACCCCGAGGCCACGUGGAUCAGCGAUUCCGAGUUGGUGUACAGGAACCGCGACGGCCACGUCAUCAAGUUUAACUUCGCCUUGAACGAGACGGAAGUCAUCCUGAGCAACAGCACAUUUGUGGCCUUCAAGGUGGCAAAGUACUCGCUCUCUGCAGAUCUGAAGUAUGCGCUCUUUGCUUAUGAUGUCAAGCAGAUGUACAGAUAUUCAUACACGGCAUCUUUCAUCAUUUACAACAUAUACACGAGGGAGGUUUGGGAGCUGAACCCUCCGGAGGUUCAGAACGCAGUGCUCCAACACGCUGCUUGGGGAAGACAAGGACAACAGCUGAUCUACAUCUUUGAGAACAACAUCUACUACCAGUCAGACGUGAGGAGUAACUCCCUGAGAAUCACCUCCUCUGGGAUGGAGGGAGUCAUCUUCAAUGGACUUGCCGACUGGUUGUACGAAGAGGAGAUCCUGUGUUCACACUUGGCUCACUGGUGGUCGCCUGACGGAGAGAGACUGGCUUUCCUCACCAUCAACGACACCCAGGUACCCAACAUGGUUCUGCCCCAGUUCACCGGCAGCACCUACCCCAAAGGACUACAGUAUCCAUAUCCCAUGGCCGGUCAGACAAACCCAGUUGUCAAGUUGUCGGUGGUCAACCUGUUUGGAGCAACACACACGCAGGAACUGCAGCCUCCAGAUCAGCUCAGACUCAGGGAUUUCUACAUCACCAUGGUGAAGUGGAUCAGUAAUACUCACCUCGCAGUGCGGUGGCUUAACCGGCCCCAGAAUGCUUCACUGCUGACAGUGUGUGACGCCACCAUAGGAAUCUGUCUUCAGAGGCACGAGGAGUCUUCAGAGACAUGGCUAUCCAGACAGAGACAGGAGCCACUGUUCUCCAGCAACAGAAACAAGUUUUUCCUUACUCUGCCCGUUAAACAAGGAGGUCAGGGAGAUUUUCAUCACAUCACGAUGUUCAGCAAAAAGUUAAGAAGCGACCAGGACGAAGUUCGACACUUAACGUCAGGAGACUGGGAGGUGACACAAAUCGUAGCUUAUGAUGAAAAUAACCAGAUCAUAUACUUUCUGAGCACAGAGGACUCUGCACAACACAGACAUUUAUACAGUGUGUCCACCCUUGGCCUGUUUCCACGGCAAUGCCUCACCUGUGGGCUGAAGGAGGAGUGUUCAUUCUUCGACGCAAACGUCAGCCCGGUUGCACAGCAUGCCAUCCUGCACUGUAAAGGUCCUGGAGUUCCAGCUGUGCUGCUUCUAAGUUUUGAUAAUGUGGACUCGUAUUUCAUCUUGGAGAACAACCUCCCCCUGCGGUCUGUGCUGGAGGCUAAAAGGAUGAUUCAGACUGAAAUUCGGAUGAUCACUAAUGAUAACUUUGAGCUGCCGCUAAAGCUCAUCUAUCCUCCUGACUUCUCAGAGUCCUACAUCUAUGGCCUCCUCCUUAUUGUCCGCAGCUCUCCAGGCGACCAGGUGGUGACAGAAGAGUUAAGGCCGGACUGGGAGUGGGUGAUGGCAGGAUCAGAGCAGGUCAUCGUAGCACAACUUGAUGGCAGAGGGUCAGGUUUCAGAGGUCAAAGGGUUUUACAGCAGGUCCAUGAGAGACUCGGCACAGUGGAUGCAGAGGACCAGAUAGCAGCUCUGGAGUACCUGGUGAAGCUGCCAUUCAUUGAUCACACUCGUGUCGGAGUCUUCGGAGAGGACUACGGUGGCUUCCUCACACUGACAAUGCUGAAGUCGACAGAGAAGCUGAUCAGAUGUGCGGCAGCUCAGGCUCCUGUCAUUGAUUGGUCCAUGUACGCGUCUGCGUUCUCGGAGAGAUACCUCGGCUCACCUUCAACCGAUGAGAACAGAUACCAAUCAUCUAGAGUCCUGACCAACAUGAAAGGUCUGCAGGGGGGAACUCUGUUUCUGGCUCACGGCACUGCUGACGCAAAGAUUCAUUUUCAGCACUCAGCAGAGCUCAUCAAACACUUAAUAAAGAUUGGAGCCAACUAUACUAUGCAGAUCUACCCAGACGAAGGGCACUUCCUGUCAAGACGCAGCCGGAUUCAGCUGACUCACUCCCUAAUUGGUUAUUUUAGAGAAUGUCUGCUUGACGCAUCAUCAUUACUUGACCAACAACAACGGGACGACGAGUGAGAGGGAAUGUGGUUAUUACUGGGCCGAGUGUGUGUUUAGGAGUGUAUGAGCCCCUGGUAGACUGAGUGUGUGUGUGUGUGUGUGUGUGUGUGUGUGUAUGUGUGUGUGUGCGUGUGUUUUAUACCUGUAGCACAACGUUUGAUGGACAAAACAAGCUUCUUCUCAACAUAUCAGACUAGUUUCUUCGUUCAUCACUUCAGUAGAAUAAAGCUCCCACAGUCAGCUCUGUUGUUAAGUUUCAUGAUAGGUAGCAGUCUAAUGGAGGUCUACCUGAAAUAUUGCCUCUCUCUUCCUGACAGAACAGGGAAAAGUACUUCAUUUUUGCAAGAUUUUUAAAUUCUAUAAAAUGUGGUGGAGGUUUGGAGAAGGAGGUGAUAACAUGAGUCUCUCUGUGAUGCCAUAGGUAAACAUGACAGGCUUCAAGCGGCACAGUCUCCACAAACUGUUGUGAAAUUAGCACAAAUUCUGAUAUACUUUGAAGAUUACAUCCCUCAGCAACAUUUUUAUGUGCUAUUGUAUAUUAAGUAACUAGAAACUAAAGUUACGAGAUCAAUGUAGUGAAGUGAAAAGCACAAUAUUUCCCUCUGAGAUGUAGUGGAGUAAAAGUAUAAUGCAGUAUAAAAUGUAAAUACUCAAGUAAAGUACAAGUACCUCAAUGCUUUUCACUACUAAUUUCACAAAAUUUUGUGAGACCUUUGCUAAUUAUCUUGUGCUGUCACCUGUCACCUUCAGUUCUUCCUGUUAGUAUGUUUUUUAGAGGCCCAUUAUAUUGAUUAUGUAUCAAGCUCUUUCUCUAAACAUUUCUUUUUUUAUUCAAAUUGCACCAAUCUGGUCAUUGGGACAUUAAACUAUUUGAAAACAUGACAAAGCCUGACAUCAGGGUCGUUUUCGUGGCAUAUUGCUUCUCUUGUAUUCUCUUUACUAUGGUUUUUCAUUGCCUAAUGCCAAUAUUUCUCAAGACUUUACCUGGAAGUGAUUAAGGUGCACAGGGAAGCAUAGUAUAACUGGUAUAACCAACCAAAAAGCAGACAUGUCUGGCUCAUUGUAAGACGGCCUCUACAGGCCCUUUAUCAUGUCGUGUUGUAUAUGUAUGUGGGGCGGCUUGACUGUUUUCCAAGUAUGGUUACAGAUCUGUUAAGUUAUCUAGCUCUUAAAUAGACAGCAAUAGUGCUCAACAUACAGUGUGUACAGUAAUUUACGUUUUUAUUACACUCUGUCUCCUUGUCAGUAUUUAUUUAUUUAUGUAUUUAUUUAUAAAAGUAGAUAUUUAUCAUUUCACACCAACUUUUUUGACAAAUAAUUAAAAUGAACUUUUUUUCCUAAAUAUUUAGCUUAACGGUCAUAAUGGUCACUCUCUGUCUGCAGUAGCUUAAUGAGACAGCUGAUGACUUUACUACUCUUACUCUGGUCUUUAUGGAUACAUCCUUUUUCUUAGAACAAAAGGUUUCAGUUUUUUACACAUUUAUUUACUGUAUAACUUUGUCACUUGGAGUUUGCCUUUAAUUUCCACUGUAAUGUUCUCAUUUCUUGUGCAAAUGUCAUGUUGUGUUUUGAUAGUUUCCAGGCCAUUUCAUUUUUUUAUGUUUUCUACUGGUUGCCAAAAUGGUUUUAAACCACUUAAAGUUCUUUCAAAAUAUUAUUUUUGCUUCAUAAAACUUGGAUAUCCAAAUUUAUUAAUUUUAAACGUGUCUAGCUGCUGUUAAAUAUUUCAGGUACAAUUCCUCUUCACUUUGCAGCCGAGUUUGUACUCAAACUUUUUUUUUCCUCUGCUGCACCAAACAGUUUGAAAGUACUCCAAGGUUGUAGUGUUAUCCAUAAAGCAUUGUAAUAAAAGGCAUCGUAAGUGUUUUGGUGCAUGAGAGCGUUCCUCGCUGUGAUUACGGGCGUGAGAGUGACUCUGACAGCACAAGUGCCAUAAAUCACAGUGUUGCACGUCCUCAGUGCUGUUUUCCCCUUGACCUUAGAGGUGCUCAGUGUCUGGAGUUUAAUUUACAAACUGCUGUUAAGACGUACAAGUAAAAACAUAAAAACAGUAGUGACGGCUGAAAUAUGUGAUAUGUUGUGAUAAUCCCCCUAACGCAUGGCUAUUGGUUCCCAUGCCAACGUGCUUGGCAGCCUUGGAGACAGCUGUGGUAAUUCCUUUAAAGAUGACACAUGGGGCGCUCUGCUGGUGAUGCAGUAUGCUGAACUGUCUCAAUCUCUGUGCUUUGGAACAUUGACGCCACAUUUUGAGUCCAGUUUAAAGAGUAUGUGAAGUCAGUUAUUGUUUCUUUUGGGGUUUGUACAGUGAGUUUAACUUGACUUUGUUUUUCUUUGGGUGGACAUGUGGGUGAGGGAUGAAUAAAGAAAAGCUUAUUGUAUUUUAUGGCUGUUUUAAUAUUAAAGAACAACGA
This is a messenger RNA of Micropterus salmoides (largemouth bass), 5038 nucleotides long. RefSeq names its product inactive dipeptidyl peptidase 10-like. The coding region runs from base 258 to 2645 and encodes 795 amino acids. NCBI's taxonomy places the organism in Eukaryota, Metazoa, Chordata, Actinopteri, Centrarchiformes, Centrarchidae. The transcript has 27 exons. Gene Ontology annotation, biological process: proteolysis. The record is from RefSeq and is a predicted model, not a curated record. Gene Ontology annotation, molecular function: dipeptidyl-peptidase activity; serine-type peptidase activity.